GAAAAGCCUGCCAGAUUGCAACGCUCCAAAAUGCCUAAUUGCAGCUCCGAAGUCGUAAAAACCAAAGGUUCUAUUUCUUCCUUUCAAAUUCUAGGGUCUCUGAGAAGAGAUUAAGCAGCCGCGGCAGCAAAACUCGACAACGGCGAGGAUAAAGGUUCACGAGUUAAGGAACAUGUCCAAGACGGAGCUGCUAAGCCAAUUGAAGGACUUGAAAGCUGAACUUGCUCUCCUCCGCGUCGCUAAGGUCACAGACGGCGCCCCUAAUAAGCUCUCCAAGAUAAAAGUUGUGAGGUUAUCGAUCGCGCAGGUUUUGACGGUGAUUUCGCAGAAGCAAAAAUCUGCGCUUAGAGAAGCUUAUAAGAAGAAAAAGUUCCUCCCUUUGGAUCUCCGUCCCAAGAAGACUCGUGCCAUUCGCCGCCGCCUUACUAAACAUCAGGCAUCUUUGAAGACACAGCGUGAAAAGAAGAAGGAGAUGUACUUCCCACUAAGGAAAUAUGCCAUUAAAGUGUAAGCAGGAGCUACUUUUUGUUAUAUCAAAGUCUAAAAAGUAGAAUUAUGGUUUAGAUGCAGUUAUAUGAGCAUCAUUUUUGUCCCUUUAUUAGUUUUCCUUGAACAUCUGUUUGAGCGCUAUAAUAUGAUUUCACAUUUCAGAAUGUGUUUUGACUUGUA
Molecule: messenger RNA, 669 nt
Organism: Gossypium raimondii (Peruvian cotton)
Lineage: Eukaryota; Viridiplantae; Streptophyta; Magnoliopsida; Malvales; Malvaceae
Product: 60S ribosomal protein L35
Exons: 4
Coding region: 173-511 (112 amino acids)
Biological process (GO): translation; maturation of LSU-rRNA from tricistronic rRNA transcript (SSU-rRNA, 5.8S rRNA, LSU-rRNA)
Cellular component (GO): ribosome; cytosolic large ribosomal subunit
Molecular function (GO): mRNA binding; structural constituent of ribosome
Source: RefSeq, a predicted model, not a curated record